Molecule: messenger RNA, 2862 nt
Organism: Pipra filicauda (Wire-tailed manakin)
Lineage: Eukaryota; Metazoa; Chordata; Aves; Passeriformes; Pipridae
Product: fibroin heavy chain-like
Exons: 7
Biological process (GO): regulation of transcription by RNA polymerase II
Molecular function (GO): RNA polymerase II transcription regulatory region sequence-specific DNA binding; protein dimerization activity; DNA-binding transcription factor activity, RNA polymerase II-specific
Source: RefSeq, a predicted model, not a curated record
AUGCUCCGCUCCACCAAAGGCGCCUCCAAGGCGCGCCGGGACCAGAUCAACGCCCAGAUCCGCGCCCUGCGCGACCUCCUCCCGCUGCCCGAGGGCGACCGGCCGCGCCUCUCCUACCUGCACGUCAUGGCCCUCGCCUGCAUCUACACCCGCAAGGGAGCCUGUCUGCGGCCAGGCCCGACGCGGGGAGCGCCCAUGGAGCUGCUGGGGGGGCCGGAACUGGCCGACCUGGUGGCAUCGCUGCCCGGGUUCCUGCUGGCCGUGACCCGCGAGGGGAAGCUGGUGGGAGUCACCGACAACGUGGCCCAGCACCUGGGGCACUCCAUGGUGGACCUGGUGGCACAAGGGGACAGCAUCUACGACCUGCUGGACCCCGCCGACCACCCCCUGGUGCGACACCAGCUCACCCUGCCCGGGCCCCCCCAGGCAGAGCGCCUGUUCCGCUGCCGUUUCACCACCUCCCGCGCCUCGCGCCGGCCCAGCGCCGGCCGGAAGCUCGUCCUGCUCCGGGGCCGCUUCCAGGCUCCCCCCGGACCCCCCGGAGCCUCCCCGGGGCUCUUUGUCGCCUUCUGUGCCCCCCUUGACCCCCCGCCCUGGCCCUGCCCCGACUGCCUCCUCCUGCCCGCCUUCCAGAGCCGCCACGCCCGGGACCUCGCCCUGCUCGACGUCUCCGACAGUGUCCUGAUCCAUCUGGGAUACGGGCGGGGGGAGCUCCUGGGCCGCUCCUGGUACCGCCUCCUGCACCCCGAGGACCUCGGCCACGUCGCCCGCCAGCACCUGCGCCUCGCCGGCGCGGGGCCGGAGGCGCGGGGGGAGCUGGUGACGCGGCUGCAGCGCAAGGACGGGCUGGGCUGGACGUGGGUCUACACCCGCCUGCGCCCCGAGGGCCCGGCCCUGCUCGCCCACAACUUCGUCAUCAGCGAGGCCGAGGCCUGGUGUCUGCGGCAGCAACUGGCGGCCGAGGCCCCCCCGGGACCCCCCGAGCCCUUCGGCCCCGGCCUCGACUUCCCCGGUGCCGACGUCGGAGCGGGCGGGGACCUCGGCACCGGGCCUGGCAUCGGAUCCGGCGUCGACCUCGGUGUGGGAUCCGGGCUCGGAGACGACGUCGGAGCGAACGUCGGCCUCGGCCUCGGGGUCAGCGUUGGGUGUGGCCUCGGAGCCGACGUCGGACACGGCCUCGGAGCUGCUCUUGGAGCCAACGUGGAUCCCGGGCUUGGAGCUGGUGUUGGGCCCGGUCUCGGAGCCAACAUGGGACCUGGGCUUGGAUCCACCAUUGGACACGGCCUCAGAGGCAACGCCGGGGCCAAUGUUGACCCCGGGCUUGGGGCCGGUGUCGGAUCAACCACUGGGCACAGUCUUGGAGACGCUGUCGGACACAGUCUCAGCUCUGAUGUCAGCGCCAGCGUCGGCCUCGGCGUGGGAACCGGCAUCAGAGUGGACGUCGGCCUCGGGGUCGCUGCCGGCGCCGACGUCGGCCCUGCCCUCGGGGCUGAUAUUGGAGCCCUCGGAGCCGGUGCCGGAGAUGACGUCGGAACCCCACUCCAAGUCACCAGCGCUGCAGAGGUCGGGCCCGGCAUCGGAGCCGGCGUCACGCUCAGCGUCGGGGCCAACAUCGGGCCCGGCCUUGGGGGCGGCGUCAGAGCCAGCGUCGGGCUCGGCAUCGGGGCCGUUGGCCCCGCCCUGCCCUCCGAUGUCGGCGCCGGCGUAGGACUCGCCGUCGGUGCCAGCGCCGGAGCCGGAGUCGGUGCUGGGGUUGGACUCGGCCUCGGCGCCAACAUUGGAGCCAGCGCCAGCUCCGGGGUUGGACUCGGCCUUGGAGCUGCUCUUGGAGCCAACGUUGCCUCCACUCUUCCAUCCGGUGUUGGGCCUGGAGUUGGACUUGCCGUCGGAGCUGCCGUUGGAGCCAAUGUUGGCUCUGGUCUUGGAUCCGGUGUUGGACUUGCUGUUGGAGCCGGCGUUGGCUCCAAUCUUGGAUCCGGUGUUGGACUUGCUGUUGGAGCUGGUGUUGGCUCCAGUCUUGGAUCUGGUGUUGGACUUGCCGUCGGAGCCAUUGGUGCUGCUCUUGGAUCCGAUCUGGACAUUGGACUUGGCGUCGGAGCCACCGUUGGUGCUACAAUCACAUCCGACGUCGGCCCCGCCGUCGGGCUCGGCCUCGGAGCCAACGUGGGCUCCACCAUCGGCUCCGCCCCCACAUCGGACGUCGGUGCCGGUGUCGGACUCACCGCUGGAGCCGCCGGCGGCUCCGGGCUCGGAUCUACCCUUGGAUUUGCCGUUGGAGCCGCACUCGGAGCCAACGUUUGCUCCGGGCUCGGACCCGACGUCGGUGCCGGCGUCGACUCCGCUCUUGGCGACGCCGGCAUCGGACUCGGAGCCAACAUUGAGUCCGGCGUCAGAUCCGCCCUCGGACUCGGCAUCGGAGCCAACGUCGGGUCCGGCGUCGGAUCCGCCCUCGGACUCGGUGCCGGAGCCGCCGUCGGAGCCUCCGCCCUCGGUUCCACCCUCGCCCUCGGCCCCGGCGUCGACCCGACCCUCGGACCCGGCCUCGGCCUCGGCGCCAACGUCGGCACCGCCCUGGGCACCGGCCUCGCCCUCGGCGCCAACCUGGGCCCCGGCGUCCGCCUGGCGCCGGGCCUGGGGGUCCCCGAGACACCCGGGGGGGCCGCCGAGACCUGGACCCCCCCCUACACCCCCCGGCAGGCCCCGCCCUUCGCCUUCGGGCCCCCGGAGCCCCCCGAGGCCGCGCCCGAGAAGCUGCCGCCGAGCCCCGAGAGCCCCGGGGGCGGCGGGGGGGGUGUCCCGGGGGGCCCCCCCGGCUCCCUCCUCCUCACCCCCGAGACGUCGCCGCCGCCCCCCCCGCCCGCG